This is a messenger RNA of Xyrauchen texanus (razorback sucker), 3552 nucleotides long. Its product is annotated as adhesion G-protein coupled receptor F1-like. Gene Ontology annotation, molecular function: G protein-coupled receptor activity. Lineage: Eukaryota; Metazoa; Chordata; Actinopteri; Cypriniformes; Catostomidae. Gene Ontology annotation, biological process: G protein-coupled receptor signaling pathway; cell surface receptor signaling pathway. The record is from RefSeq and is a predicted model, not a curated record. The transcript is spliced from 15 exons. Gene Ontology annotation, cellular component: membrane. The coding region runs from base 18 to 2996 and encodes 992 amino acids.
ACUCAACACAGGUUUUCAUGUUUGAGCUUGAAAUAGAAGCAUCAAUAUAUAACAAAAUAACAAGCCAUCUUCUAAACUUCAUUACAAAUGUGGGUAACGCGACUGUAUCCAACUUUAACUUUACCACAGAGUGCACAUUGAAGGCAAAUGAAAAGAACUGCUCUUGCAACCCAGGAUACACAUGGACUUCAGACAUAUGCCAAAAGUACAAGUGCUGCAGCAACGAUAACUGCACUCUUAAUAUUAACGAACCUGCUGUGUGUCUGUCUGACAAAAGAGUAAGCAUCAGUGGAACAACCACUAUGAAUGAAUAUAAAUACAAUGAUUUAUUUGAUGUAAACAAAACCCCAAAAGACCAGUUCUUCAAUAAAACCACGGAAAUAAUGAAUAAGCUCAAAUCAAGUUUCAGCACUUUGCCAUGGUUUGACUCUCUGGUUAUCACGAAUAUAAGGAGUGGCAGUGUGAUUGUGGACUAUACGGUGAAGUUGCUCGGUCCAGUUACUAACCUUACUCAGCUUGAGAAUAUAGCCAAUAGCCUCUCUGGAUCUAACAUCGUGACAAAAGGACUCGUGACUAUUAAUGUACCUCAGAAUCAACCCAUUGAUAUCGAGUCAAGCGUAAGUGUAAACUGUACACCUCAAGAAGACCUAGGACCUGUAACGUGGCUUUUGGUGGACACGCAGAAUAAAACAACAAAAAUAACAAAUGGAGUAGAAGCUACUUUGCAAACUAAUGCACAAUUGACUGACACUGUUUAUCUAACAUCCAUUUCAGGAAGUUGGAAAGGAACUUUUACAUGUCAGUAUACAAGAAACUCCAUUCAACACAUAGCAAGUGACCAGUUGGACAUCGCACUAUUACCGGAUAUACAUGGCAAAAGUGAGCCACAAUUUCCUGACUGUAGAUCUUCAAACAAAAUUUCUAAGGUUACCAUUUUUUGUUCAAUCACUGAAAGCGCAGAAAAUUAUAUUGUUACAUGGAAAAGCCCUGACCUCACUGAUCUAACAAGUCAACAACCACAGGUCAGAGGUGGCUUUAUCUCUUACAAAGUGGAUGCAACGAUAGAUUGUACGAAACCGGUAGAAGAGGUGAAUGUCACGUGUAUUUUCACUAACAACAGAGCCAAAAUCAAUCGAGACAGACAAAACACAGUGAUAAUCCCAAUCAUUAAUGACAAAUCAUUAUUCUGUGAAGCUGAAAAGAGCUGGCCAAUCACAAAAAACACUUACCAAGCCAUAAUAGCUUGCGAUUACUCCAGUACUGGUGAAAAACAGAGACUAUGUGAUGGGACAUGGCAAAAAGAAAUCUCUUUUUGUGUAAAUCUGAAUCUAUAUGAUAUUCAAAAGAAUGUACAGGAACUAAUCAAAGGACUUGGGAUGAUUAAGGAGGAAGCAAGCAAGAUUUUCAACCAGUUACAUCAAACAACCAUUAAUGAGAACAUCAUCUCCUAUGCAAAUAUUAAUGCAUCUGUGAAUAUACUUGAUGGCAUGAAUAUUGUGACUCAAAAACAGUCAAAUCAAUGGAACGACACCGUCAUACCUGAUUUUAUCAAGUCUGCAAGUAAUCUUUUGAAUGUAACGGAACCCUGGCUAGAAUAUGAAAAGGAUAAUUACAACUUAUCUAUAAAAUAUCUACAGACUGUUGAGAGCACGAUAAGGAACGCAAACAUAUCUAAGUCUUUCAAUCUUACAGAAAAUGUUAAUCUAGCGCUCUGUUAUAUUAGCAAUAACUGCAACAUCUCCACUGCCAGCGUCACAUCAAAUGACAACAUUGUAGCUGUUGAAUUCAGGAACCUGGCUAAAAUUUUACCAAGACCCCUGGAGGAUAAAAGCAAUUUAUCAGAUGCGCCCAUCUUGUCGGUUAUCAGUGCAAAUCAAAUAAAUGGGACAGGUGUGUUUAAUGUUAUGCUGUCGUUCAGUUAUGCGGAUCGAAGACUUCGUAACCAUAAAAUGUUUUGUGUUUUCUGGGAUGAAAAUCUGAUGGACUGGUCUGAGAAGGGGUGUUCAUGGGGUGGUAUGCAAAAUCCAAACACCUGCACAUGUGAUCACAACACUUCAUUUACCAUGCUGAUGUCCAAAAGUCCAGAGAGCCUUCCGUAUAUGGACGAACUGACAUAUGUUGGCUUGGGAAUUUCAAUCGUUUCACUUGUUCUGUGUUUACUGAUCGAGUUUUUGGUAUGGGAUAUGGUUGUAAAAUCGAACGUCUCCAAUUUUCGGCAUAUAGCAUUAGUCAACAUUUCCAUAUGCUUGCUGCUUGCAUACAUUGCAUUUUUGGCAUCUGCCAACCCAAAGAAUACCCCAGCAAAUUGGUGCGUGGUCCUCACAGUUUUCAAACAUUUUAGUUUCCUGUCCGUCUUUUUCUGGAUGCUGUGCUUGAGUUUUGUGCUGCUUCACCAAAUAAUCUUUGUCUUCAGUCAGCUACGGAAAAAGGUUUAUGUGGGAUUAUCUAUCACUCUUGGUUAUGUAUGCCCAUUUCUGUCUGUGGCAAUAACCGUUAUUUCCUUUGAUAAUGGUAAGGAUGGUGAAUACUAUUCAAAUGAGACGUGCUGGCUAACAUACAAGGGAGCACUCAAGGGAUCCAUCUUUGCCUUUGUUAUUCCGGUUGGCACUAUUGUGUUCAUAAACAUGUUCACACUUUUUGUGGUGAUCACAAAGAUAGUAACACCUACUGUAUCAGAGGCAAAAGCUCGGGAUGAAAAGGACGUGGCCAAAAGCAUCUUGAAGACUUUAGUCUUCCUCUGCCCUGUCCUUGGGAUCACAUGGAUCUUUGGAUUGUUUGUGCUCAUUAUUGACCUUACAGCAUAUCCCUUAUCCUACAUUGUGAAUUAUGCAUUUACAUUGCUCAAUACACUACAGGGCUUUUUCAUAUUGCUUACAAACUGCUUUGGAGAGAAAAAGGUCCGUGAUGCACUUCUAAAGCGUUUCAAAGGCAAGCAAUCUGUACAGUCCAAAAAUGAAAGUUCAACAAAAGCAGUGUCCUCAGUGAUGAAGAAAUAAUGAUUGGACUUUAGAUUUUCCAGAUCUGGAUAUGACAAGUUAAGUCAAUGCAUGCUAAUGUACCAAAGGACAAGAAGAGACAGAAUACGAGGACAAUUUUAGUUUUCACAUUUGUGUCUUAUAUGUUUCAUAUGCAGAUUGUUUUAUCUAUUAAACAAUGAAUUUUUGACAUUUUUUAACAUUAAACACUAAAUAAUAGAUAUUUUAGUUGAAAUAUACUGUGCGAUACUGUACAAAUAUAUCUAUGUAUUCAAGCAUGGAUACCUUCUUGUGUUAGUUUAGUAUAUUCCUAAUGUAUCUACUUUCUUUGCAAGGGUGAGAGAUAGAUUUUAGAGAGGGAUUAAAUAUUUGAUGCAUGCAUGUCUAUGUUAAUAUACAGUUUAUAGCCUACUCUGUAUUACUUAAAACUUAUUUUAAGACACGGCCUUAAUUAAGUGCAAGUUAUUCUUUUUUUUUUCAUGUUGUAAACUAACAUUUUUGGUGUGUACAUUACUGCACACUUUCUCUGCUUGUUCACUAUUUUAAAAAGUAAUAAUAAUAAAAAAAAAAAAAGAGU